AUGAAAGCUGUCGUUUUCAAAGGACCGGGAAAGGUGGUGAUUGAAGAGAGGCCUAUCCCCAAGAUCCGAGAUGACAAGGACAUAAUUGUCAAGGUGGACAAGACGGCGUUGUGCGGGAGCGAACUACAUGUCUUCAGGGGUCACCAGCCAUCAGGAACCGAAUUUGUCAUGGGCCAUGAGUUCACUGGAUAUGUGCAUGAGGUAGGCGCAUCGGUCAAAAACCACAAGGUCGGCGACCAGGUGGUCACGCCCUUCACAACGUCAUGUGGAGAGUGCUUCUACUGCAGCCAUGGGUACUCAUCGCGAUGCACCAAGAGCCAACUGUUUGGAUCUGUUGGCCUCGACGGCGCUCAGGCCGAGUACGUGCGAGUCCCACUUGCUGAUUCGACAGCUGUCAAAGCUCCACCAGGGAUCAAGGACGAAGUCUUGGUUUUGAUGGCGGACAUCUUCCCUACUGGCAUGUUUGCAGCAAAGAAUGGAUUCCAGUAUUCCAGCCCGGAAGAGAUCAAAGAUAGCGUCGUUGUCCUUAUUGGAUGUGGGCCUGUCGCUCUCUGUGCGCUGUGCAACAUCACCGACUACAAGCCCAAGCACAUUCUCGCUGUGGACUCUGUGCCCUCUCGGCUCGAGCUCGCCAGGUCGCUCGGCGCCGAGCCGUGGAAUUUCCAGACGGACCGUGAGGGACUCAACAAACGCGUCAAGGAGCUCACCGAAGGCCGCGGUGCUGACAUUGUGAUUGAAGUCGUUGGACUGUCGCCCGCUCUGCGUAUGGGCUACGAACUGAUCCGGCCGUGGGGUGUCAUCAGUUCCGUUGGUGUCCACAACGGCGAGAUUCCGUGGACUGGAAACGAAGCUUACAACAAGAAUGUUAGGGUUCAAAUGGGCCGCUGUCCCGUAAGGAGCGUGUUUGAGGAGGCAAUGGAGAGUCUCAAGAGACAUCAAGAUAAGCUCGGAUUCAUGGCGGACAAGAUCAUGCCGCUGAGCGAGGCGGUGGAGGGUUACGAUUUGUUUGACAAGAUGAAGGUGCAGAAGGUUGUGUUUGAAGCCCAAAAGUAG
Molecule: messenger RNA, 1053 nt
Organism: Bipolaris oryzae ATCC 44560
Lineage: Eukaryota; Fungi; Ascomycota; Dothideomycetes; Pleosporales; Pleosporaceae
Exons: 4
Coding region: 1-1053 (350 amino acids)
Molecular function (GO): zinc ion binding; oxidoreductase activity
Source: RefSeq, a predicted model, not a curated record